UUGCAAGGUAACCAAUGAUUGACAAUAGAAAACAGGUAGAAGGCAAAAAAAAUAUUGCAAAAAUCAAAUGGCUAGUGUUUCAGUAACAUGUUCUUUACCACUUCAACCACCAUCUGCUUCAUCACAAUCACAGUCCCGCAAAUUGGUUGAUACAGUUAUUGCAACUCCAGUUCACUAUAACAGUAGCAGUAGCUUAAAACCCAUUGUUGUUAACGGGGACCCACCCACUUUCGUUUCUGCUCCAGGUCGCAGAAUCGUAGCAGUUGGAGAUUUGCAUGGGGAUCUUGAUAAGGCAAGAUGUGCACUUGAGACGGCUGGUGUUCUGAGUUCUGAUGAUCAAGGUUUGUGGAUUGGUGGUGAGACGGUGUUGGUUCAGCUUGGAGAUAUACUUGAUCGAGGUGAAGAUGAACUUGCAAUUUUAUCUUUGUUGAAGUCACUAGAUAUCCAGGCAAAAGCCCAUGGUGGUGCAGUUUUCCAGGUCAAUGGAAAUCAUGAAACUAUGAAUGUCGAAGGAGACUUCAGAUACGUUGAUAAUGGGGCACUAGACGAAUGUAUAGACUUUCUGGAAUACUUGGAAGAAUGUGAACACGACUGGGAAGAAGCUUUUGUCAAUUGGUGUGCUGUUUCUGGCAGAUGGAAACAGGAUCGGCAGGUGUCUCAAAAUUAUUGGGCUCCUUGGAAUUUGGUGAAGCGGCAAAAGGGUGUAAUUGCAAGAUCAAUCCUCAUGAGACCUGGGGGUCCAUUGGCAUGUGAGUUGGCACAGCAUGGUGUUGUUCUUAAGGUUGAUGAUUGGCUCUUCUGCCAUGGUGGCCUUCUUCCUCAUCAUGUUGCCUAUGGCUUAGAGAGACUGAAUAGUGAAGUUUCGCAAUGGAUGAAAGGUCCAAGCGAAGCAGACGAUUCUCCACAGAUGCCUUUCAUAGCCACUAGGGGCUAUGACAGUAUUGUGUGGAACCGUUUAUACUCCAGAGAUGGCCCAGAGCUGGAAGACUACCAGCUCGAACAGAUACAAUCUCUUCUUGAAGAGACGCUACAAAGUGUGGGUGCCAAAGCAAUGGUUGUAGGACAUACUCCUCAACCUAUGGGAGUGAAUUGUAAAUACAACUGUAACAUAUGGCGCAUUGAUGUAGGAAUGUCUAGGGGAGUACUUGACUCAAGUCCUGAGGUCCUAGAAAUAAGAGAUAAUAAAGCUAAGGCCCUAAGGAGCACUAGAGAUUGGUCCAGCGAACUUCAGGUUGCUGAUUACACGUAGAUAUUGUGGAAACCCCAAGGCUUUUGACUCUUUCAGAUUUUCAUGGCUCAAUGCCUGUUUUGUCGAGUGAGAAUAAGACAAUAUGGGGUUUUUGUCUCCUUACAAAUGGCCAUGUGAAUUGGUGAAUGAGCGAUUUCAACCAUUCCAGGAAACAGGGAUCUGUGGAUUGAAUUCUGGCUCCUUGUUUCUGUUUGUAUAAAUUGUGUAUAGUGGUCCCUUGUAAUUUAUAUAGUAGUCAGAAAUAUCUGGUGUUCAUUAGUAUAUAGCAAUUCCGAGGUACUGAUAACCUGGUAAUUAACAAUAAAAAUCAUUUGUUACAUGUACUUUUAACCAAUCAAUAAAACAUUGGAUGCUCAAUCAGAA
This is a messenger RNA of Lycium ferocissimum, 1612 nucleotides long. RefSeq names its product shewanella-like protein phosphatase 1. Gene Ontology annotation, molecular function: hydrolase activity. The transcript has 10 exons. Bases 68 to 1249 code for a protein of 393 amino acids. The record is from RefSeq and is a predicted model, not a curated record. NCBI's taxonomy places the organism in Eukaryota, Viridiplantae, Streptophyta, Magnoliopsida, Solanales, Solanaceae.